Molecule: messenger RNA, 2330 nt
Organism: Canariomyces notabilis
Lineage: Eukaryota; Fungi; Ascomycota; Sordariomycetes; Sordariales; Chaetomiaceae
Exons: 2
Coding region: 371-1885 (504 amino acids)
Source: RefSeq, a predicted model, not a curated record
CUGCAAUCGAGUGAUGCUUAACAGCUUACCUUGAAACAGCUGGAAUUCUAGGCAGCAACUUUGCACAGGUACUGUGCAGAACCCUACACCGCUCUCCCCUGAUGGCCCUUUGAGCUCACAAGCACGUGUUUAAAGUCAAAGAAACGCCAAAACGCCAAACCCCACUCACCCUUCUUCAACCUCAGUUUCUCGCGUCGCGAACAUCUCCUCUGCCUCUACCGACAGAAACCUACCCAUUGAUUCAUCGACCUGGAAUCGGGGCCCAGGGCCGUAUUGAAUGAGUAUCAUCGAUACGGCAGCCUGCUACCACGACACCAAGUAUAUAUGCAAUCCCUGAUACCUGAAACCACAAAACAAAACCACACGAACAAUGUCGCAACAAUCACAACCCCCUCCCCCAUCCCAACCAACCUUCAUCAACCUCCCCCAACCGCCCUCCAACCCCGACACGCCGUCCGAGACACCCGGCACCCCCACAAGCACAACCACCUCCCUCUCCGCGCUCUCCACAACCGCCAUCAAAGACGGCCACCGCGGCGCCCUGCACCACCACCACCACCACCGCAGCGGCACCGGCGGCCACCAGCACAGCCUGUCGGCCACCAGCCUCGAGGCCGAGCGCGCCGACCGCAUCUCCCGCCUCGCAGGCCUGUCCGCCCCCGUGACCACCCUGCGAACCCCCGGGCAACAACAACAACUUGCACAGCAACAAUAUGCACAACAGCAUCCCGCACCGACUUCACAACCUAUUGCAGCAGUACCGGCGGGGGCGAUGGUUCCGGCUGCGUAUUUCGAUGCAGCCGGCCAGCCCGUCGCGGCGCCCAGCAAGCUGAGCACCGUCGGCUCGGCCAGCGCGACCACAAUGGCUUCAGUGACGUCGCCGUCAAGGAGUAGUACCCUGACUACCGCCAGCAGUGGCAAUACCAAUACCAACACAACAACCCGCGACCAAGACCGAGACAAUACCGAAGAUGAGGAUAUGCUCACCGAAAUGGACUCGGCAAGCGGGUACCUCGGCGGGGAGGCCAUGGACGAAGAUGGAGAUGAGGACCUGGUGGCUGGCCUAGGAGAUGAUGACGACGAGGAUGUGCGCGUCAGGUCCGACGACGAGGUUGAGGGGGACGGGGAUGGUGAGGAGGGUGAUGAUGCCAGCCUAGUCGGCUUCGGCGAGGGCGCGGGGAGCACAGUGUCCGGACCUAUCUACCACCGCAGGGUGCUUCCCCUUCCGCCCGGUCAGGGUGGUCCCCCACCUCCCCCUGCCCAUCCUGGGGUUCCUGCGGCGGCGGGGUGGGCUACUACUACUACCACCACCACCGUGCCGGGCGAGGGUAGUGGCACUGCUGCUGGGAGGAGGGACAUUUCUAUUUCCAAUUCCAAUGCUAAUACCGGGGGGAGCGACACCCCCAUAAGUCAAACCGCCGUCCACGAAAGCAGCCAAGCGCGCAUGGUCGACGGUAUCGCCAUGGACCGGCGCGGAUCACCCGAGGUCAUCACCUCCACAACCAUAGCCACAGGCACAGGCACAACCACAAAUCCCCGACCCCAGACAACGGCCAUGGACGACGACGAUGUGUUUGUCGACACAACCACACGCGGGCCCGUGCCUGUGCCUUUCAACCCUACCGUUCACCAACCCCCGUUAAGCGCCAUCCGUGAGACACAGCAGCAGCCACACUCUCACUCACACUCACACCAGCAACAGCACCAACAGACUCAUCAGUACAUGCCCUCAGCGCGGGAGGCGGCAGAGCACAUUCUCCGGCGUGAGGGGCUCGGUGGUGAUGGGGAUAGUAGCAGUAGGUCGGCCGGGCGCGCGGCCAUGGGGAGUCCGAGAGGCGGUGGGGAAAGGUUGGAUUUGGGGCGGUUCUAUUUUGAGGAGCGCUAGGGAUUCGGUACGGUACUGGUCCUAGGAGGCGGUGAUCAUGGAUCAUUCCGCCGGUAUAGGAAUCUGAGCUCUGCUAAGCUGAGGUGGUGCUAUACGAGGGAAAGAUGGCCUGAUUUGGCGUUUCCCUUUUCUUAGUCCGGUUCGCCCUCUUUGGGGGGCAUGUGUUUUAUUAGUCCUCUUCUGGGUCUGGCCAGGUCUGGAUCUCAGCUGGGAAAGCUACAGGGAAAAGCAGCCGGAAUAUGCCCGAGUUGCUUGGCCGGUAUCGAUUUUCACACUACGGUGGCUAUGGAGGUGGGGAGGGGUUCAAGGAGAUGUACUGGUAACACGGCUCACGCCGGAGCGGCUGGCGUACUCAUUUCAAUCUGUUCUCUCAGGCAGGUAUUAUGUACUGUACAGUUACUGUUUGUCUUGCGGUAAUCUAGCCCAGGCAAAAUUGAGAGUUAUC